AUGAUAGAGAAAUACACGUCCGCUAACACUCUAGAACACUUUCUUCUGAUGGCCGCUGUAGGUUGGUUGGUUGGAACUUUGUUGACUGUCCUAUACUUCUACAGCAGUGUGAGUAGAGGCGAUGCAGAUGUGUUUUGGUGUUUUAUGAUCAAAGUUCCUCUCCUCGUGUUGAUAACAGUGUCUCUAGCCUUCACGGAGACUGGUCGUUGCUUGUUACUGCUGGUGCCUCUACAACUAUGCUCUUCUAGAGGGCAAAUGUACAUCCACGGGACCGUGUUACUGUUGGUCACCACGGGGCCAUUGAUGAAUCUUAAACACAACCUGAGCGUGAUUCAAGAAACUAGUACCUGCCAGCAGAAAGGUGUAGCUGACGCAGCAGCUGAAAUAGCGGACAUCCUUUUUGGACCUUUUACAUCCUUUAAACAGGCAGCGAUGGAAAUCGUCAAUGGUAUCAAAACUAUGGUAGCCAAGAUUCAAGCUAUAUUGACGAGUUUUAAAAGAAUGGUUAUGACAGUAGCUGAUGCCAUUCAGGGUGCGACGCGAUGGAUCAAUAGUAAAAUUAACGGAUGCAAGACUACUGUCGGUACAACUUACCAACACUGCAUGGAUGCUUUCACCUGGAUGUAUGACGAGUGUAAGGUGAGCGUGCCUAGUGUGUUUGUGAAGAUGUGCGCUGUCACUGAGUUUGCUAGCAACCUCUGCAGUACUGUUAAACCCGGGGAGUAUCUGUGUGACUUGGUGUUCUUCAAUGUGGAUCCGCUUGUAACUACUGUCAGUCAAAGAAUCAGCCGACUAUUGGACCGAGCGUACACAUUGAUGUACUUCUCAGUCAACAUACAUCACGAGUUUCACAUAGACUCAAAUAGCCAGAAUAUCAUGAGCGAUAUCAAAGAAAGAUUAAAAUCGUCUUUAGUAAGCUUAAUCAUAAUGCAUUAUUUUGCUAGUGUCGUACAGCUUGCAAUGUUUUUAUUUCACUUUUGUUUCCUGUGGAUUGUUUAUCGCUACAGAUCGAGGUACUUGCGGAGAGAUGAGUUUGACAAUUACUAUAUGAGUGGGAGAUUGAAAGAUAUUGAUCAUCUUGAAGCUCUAGCUGGUCGAGAAUCUAUAUUUCCAUUGACAAGAGUUGAAACAAACAAAUACAUCAAAGUGUUUAGCUGUAAGAUUGUUAAAAAGGAGUGGAAAUCAUUCUCUUUUCCGACUUUUACUACUAUAAAGACAGGCUUGUAUCUAGGAAUUAUUGGGAUGGAUUAUUUGUUAUAUUUUAUUGCUGAAAAAUGUCGAACAUUUAUGCUCGCUGUGAUGCAAUCUUUUGGUUCACGAACAGAAGUCUCUAUUGUAGGGUCUGGCUUUCUAGCGGAGCUAAGUAGACGUGUGGUGCGAGCAUUGAAUUAUAUGGAUUAUAAUUUUUACCAAGCUCACUUUAUGCCUUGCAUACCCAAUCCAAGGCCUCCCAAUUCUUGGACAAACCGUGUAAUUUAUUUUUGGCUUAUUGUUCUAUGGUUUUCUUGGGCGAUGAAGCCCUUUGUUUUGAGAUUCAGACAUGUAGUGAUGGACUAUUACAACCCUGACGUUGCCGACAGACGAGCAAGAUGGCUUUACAAUCAUAUAGUGUUCAAGAGAAUGAAUUUUCUAAAAGUAGUUAGUAUCAAAUUAAGGGGAAAGUACAGUUCUGAUCAAUCAAAGAGGACAUUUUCUAUUGCUGACUUCUUGAGAGCCAAAUAUCCAUGGAUUACCUACAUAAUAGGAAAAGGUCUGAUUGGCUCAUAUUGUAAAAUUUGUAAUCAUGUUGUACCACCUUUGUAUUACUGUCCCACUAAAGAUUGCUUAGGAGUCUAUUGCGACGACUGUUAUAUAAGUGUUCAAGGGUUGUGUUACAUAUGCAGACGAGAAAUGAUGGUAGCUGACUUUGAAAGCAAGCGGAUCAAUUUCAAGAGCAUUACACCUGACUCAGAAGAAAUCGCUGAUGUUAAGGAUGAAGAGGAAGGAUUUUUCAAGGUUGUUGAUGAUGAAAGUGAUUUGGAUUUUAGCUACCAGGACCAAAUGACUAGUUACAGAGUGUCUGAAUCUGAAGAAAAUUCCCAAACUAUUCAGUAUACUUUUGUUGAGAGCAAUGAUGACCAUGUCCCGUUCAAAUCAAAAUUAAAACACAGAAAACUCCGAGAGUUUAAUGGAAGUAAGAAGUUGAGCUAUGAAGAAAUGUUUGAGAUGCUCUAAAUUAUUUUUGUUUAUUUUCCUGUCAUAUUUACUCAGGUUACCAGUAUUACAUUA
This is a messenger RNA of Macrosteles quadrilineatus (aster leafhopper), 2268 nucleotides long. Its product is annotated as DC-STAMP domain-containing protein 2-like. NCBI's taxonomy places the organism in Eukaryota, Metazoa, Arthropoda, Insecta, Hemiptera, Cicadellidae. The transcript has a single exon. Bases 1 to 2214 code for a protein of 737 amino acids. The record is from RefSeq and is a predicted model, not a curated record. Gene Ontology annotation, cellular component: membrane.